AUGGUUCAAUUAAAGAACAAGUUACCUUGCAUUUUAGCUGCCAUUACUCUUGUUUUAACUGCAGCAGAGGCAGCUUCUGCUUCAGUACGAGGUGUUGCCCCAGAAAAAUACGAGUUAUAUAAAGCCUCCAGUGAUGGCACAUGGACUUGUUUAGACGGUUCUAAAAUUAUUUCGCAUAGCGCCAUUAACGAUGACUAUUGCGAUUGUGUUGAUGGUUCCGAUGAGCCAGGCACCUCUGCCUGUCCCAAUGGUUUGUUCUAUUGUGCCAAUGUAGGCCAUAUUCCUUCCACUAUCAAGUCUUAUGCGGUGAACGACGGUGUAUGCGAUGAAGCCUGUUGUGACGGUUCUGAUGAAAACGGAGGCUUGAUUACCUGCCCCGACCGCUGCAAGGCAGUCGGUGAAGCCUACCGCCGAGAUCAAUCCAGUCUCCAGCAAUCUACAUUGGCCGGCCUCGCCGCCAAAGAAAAGCUGAUUGAAGAGGCCGAGAACCAAGUGACUUUGUGGGAGGAACAACAGAUCAAGUUGGAAGAUGAAAUCAUUCUUAAGAAAUCCAAUGUGCUUCGUUUACAACGCGAGUUGAAGGCUUUGGAAGCUGCACGUACUACAAAGAAAAAGACAAAGUGUCAAUCAAAUGUGUUGGAGAUUGAUACAUUGAAACACGAUAUCACCAUCUUAUUAAAGGAGUUGGAGAGUUUAAAGAGUAUCUUGGGUGAUAUGAAGCGUGACCAUAACCAUAAUUUCCAUGAUAUGGCUGUAAAGAGUGCUAUUGCUGGCUAUGAUGAUUUCAUGAAUCGUUAUGAAGGAAUCAAGGAAAGCAUCAAUGAUGACGUUGCCAAUAUCAAUGUUCAGGAACCUGAGGAACAAGAGGAAGAAGAAGAAGAAGAACCUACAAUUGAAGAGGAAACGAUCGAUUCUAAAGAAGAAGGUAAGCACUCUUUUGCUAUGACUAUUGUUGAAAAAUUGGAAUCAAUUCUUCCCGAUGUCUUGAAAAAGAGUCUGUUGGAUAAAUUGGUCCCAAUUGUAAAAAACGAUAAUAAAAAAGCAAUCCCACAUAGUGGUAUUAGUAAUGAAGCAGACGUGGAAAAUGCUCGUAAAUUAUACGAAGCCGCCGACUCCGAAGUGGAUCAAUUGACCGCAGAGUUACAAAAGAUCAAGGACGACUUAGCUAUUGACUAUGGUACUCAAAGAGAGUGGUUAAAACUCAAGGAUGUCUGUGUCGAAAAAGACGAGGGAGAGUAG
This is a messenger RNA of Mucor mucedo, 1239 nucleotides long. Its product is annotated as glucosidase II beta subunit-like-domain-containing protein. Gene Ontology annotation, biological process: N-glycan processing. NCBI's taxonomy places the organism in Eukaryota, Fungi, Mucoromycota, Mucoromycetes, Mucorales, Mucoraceae. The record is from RefSeq and is a predicted model, not a curated record. Gene Ontology annotation, cellular component: glucosidase II complex. Bases 1 to 1239 code for a protein of 412 amino acids. The transcript is spliced from 5 exons.